AUGGGCCUUUCCAGAUUCCGAUCUGCCUUCCGGCGGUCAUCGACCCAGGAGUCUGUCACUCAAGUCGCUGUGGCCACUGACGAAAAAAAGAGCGAACUGCCCACCGAGCCUGUUGCUGUAGCCAAUGCGGAAAACCCUGAAGUUCCCACUGAAGAUGCACAGCAGGGUGUCAAAGAUGUCGAGGCUAUGACUUUGAGCUGGACGAAGACCAUGCUAAUUGCGGUCUUUGUAAACAUCUGGUUCUUGUACUUCGUCAAUGCCAUGCAAUCCACCAUUAACUACAGUUUGCUCGGUUAUGUCACUAGUGACUUCGAGAGCCACUCCCUGCUGAACGUCAUCUACAUUGUCGCAGACGCCAUGACGGCCGCAGUGUACAUCCCCACGGCCAAGGUUAUGGACGUUUGGGGCCGCGCAGAAGGUUUCCUGGCCAUGACCGUUUUUGCUACUCUCGGUCUGGUCCUUAUGGCUGUGUGCCACAACCUUCCCACCUUCUGCGCUGCCUAUGUCUUCUACAGCAUUGGAUUCGGAGGUAUGACAUACUGCGUAGAUGUUAUCACCGCCGACAUUUCCAAGCUCAAGAAUCGAGGUUUGGCCUACGCUUUCACCUCCUCGCCAUACAUCAUCACAGCGUUCGCUGGCCCCAAGGCUGCUGAGGGCUUCUACAAAGAUAUCAGCUGGCGGUGGGCCUUUGGCGCAUUCUCCAUCAUCUUCCCCAUUGUUGCCUCCCCUCUUUACUUCAUCUUGAAGAGCAACCUUAAGAAGGCCCAUCAGAACGGCCUUGCAGUCAAGGCGCGUAGCGGCCGGUCCUUCCUUCAAAGCAUCUGGUUCUAUACCAAGGAGUUCGAUUUGUUUGGUGUUUUUGUGUUCUCUAUUGGCCUUACAAUCUUCCUCCUUCCAUUCAGCAUUUCGACUUACGCUCCUAACGGCUGGGCAUCAGGCUACAUCAUUGCCAUGAUUGUGCUCGGAUUUGUUAUGCUUGCCGUCUUCCUCGUUUGGGAGUUCCGCUUUGCGCCCACACCAAUGUUCAACUUCAGUCUGUUGACUGAUCGAACUAUCAUCGGUGCAUGCUUGCUCGACGCAACAUACCAGCUCUCUUACUACUGCUGGAACAACUACUAUACAUCCUUUUUGCAGGUAGUCAACGACCUCAGCAUCUCUGAGGCCGGGUACGUUAGCAACACUUUCGACGUGGUCUCCGGCUUCCUUUUGCUCGGAGUCGGUUUCGUCAUUCGCAGAACCGGCCGUUUCAAGUGGACUCUCUACAUUGCUGUCCCGCUGUACAUCUUUGCUCAGGGAUUGAUGAUUCACUUCCGCCGUCCCAAUCAAUCUGUUGGAUAUCUUGUCAUGUGUCAGAUUUUCAUCUCUAUUGGUGGAUCUGUCUUCAUCAUUGUUGAGCAGCUUGCUAUCUUGGCUGCUGCCGAUCACCAGCACGUCGCAACUGUCCUUGCUCUGCUGAACGUCGUGGGUACUGUCGGUAAUGCUGCCGGCUCUACUAUUUGCGCCGCGAUCUGGACCAACACAUUCUACAAAGCCCUUGAGAUGAGGCUUCCACAGUCUGCGAUGGGGGACAUCGAUGCGAUUUACGAGGGUCUUGACAAGCAGCUGGAAUAUCCGGUCGGGUCCACGGCGAGACUGGCUAUUCAGGAAGCGUACGCCUAUUCUCAGACAAGAAUGCUUGCUGUCGGCACUGGUCUCAUGGGUCUGUGCAUCUUCUGGACCCUCAUGAUCCGGGAUAUCAACCUGAAGAAGGUUGCUCAGGUCAAAGGUACCGUCUUCUAA
This is a messenger RNA of Penicillium robsamsonii, 1779 nucleotides long. RefSeq lists its product as uncharacterized. The transcript is spliced from 3 exons. Gene Ontology annotation, biological process: transmembrane transport. The coding region runs from base 1 to 1779 and encodes 592 amino acids. Gene Ontology annotation, molecular function: transmembrane transporter activity. NCBI's taxonomy places the organism in Eukaryota, Fungi, Ascomycota, Eurotiomycetes, Eurotiales, Aspergillaceae. The record is from RefSeq and is a predicted model, not a curated record.